CUCAACUUAUUAGAGUAGGUGCAAGUGCAGCAAGUGUGCAACAGGAAGCAACAGCUCGAAGAUGACAGAUCGAAGUAUGACGUGGACUAGCCGUUAUGAAUUAGUUAGGAAGGCGGUUAGUCGGUUAGUUGAUUAGCUAUAUAUAGGCCUUCCAUGGUUCAUUGUAAACACAACUUGACAAAAUGUAGUCCAUAGUGAAAUUUCGGUUCUCUCCAUCUCUGUAAAUGUUCUCCAUCAAUGGCAGCAACAUCUUCUUUUCCCCUCUUGUUCUUCAUGUUUCAUCUCUGAUUUUCACCGUGAUCAAAAUUUGACAUGGUAUCAGAGCAAAAUCUUCAGCAUAUCACUCUGAUUCUCGAUCUAUACCUCUUUUUUUUCUUUUUUUAAUCGGUUCGAUUCUCCGCCGCAUCGACGGAGUUCUUCAGUUUUUUUUUUUUUUGGUUUCUCUGAUUUCACCGAUAGAUUUCGGUUUCUCUAAUUUCAUCGAUAGUUUUCGGUUUUCUCUAUUCUCAAGGAUUGAAAUAGGAUUCUAUGAAUCCGAAAUAUCAAUCUCAAUAUCUGUUCUCUCUCAACUCGGAUGAUUCUCUGUUUUUUUUCAUUUUUUUUUCAAUUCUCACCGAUGAAAUCGUCGGAUGAAUCCUCUGUUUCUAUUUCUAAGAUUGUCUUCUCCAUCUCUAUUUCGAUUUUCUUUUCUAAUCAAGUCUGUUCUCCUCUUUUUCAUUUUUUUUAUCUGUUGGUGUUGUGAAAUAUUGUCAUGAUUCUCUCUAUCUGUUUCAAACUUUUGAUGAAAUGUCUGUCUGCAUCACUUGCGUGAUUAGUUGGAUGCUCAAGAUGGAGUUGUCACUUGCUUGAUCAGUUGGAUGCUCAAGAUGGAGCUGUUACUCGCUUGAUCUAAAUCAAUGCUUGAUAAAGGACGCUUCUGCUCGAUUGAUCACAUACAAGCUGCUACUUGCUUGAUCAAUUGCUGGACCACCUUGCUCAACCAUGCGUGGAAUUUGAGUGAAUUAGUUUUGUAGUUUGAUGCAUAUUUUUUUUUUAUGUUUCUCAUGUAGUUUGAUGUUUGUUGUCAAGAUGGUAGCAAUUGUUGCUUCCAUCUUGAGGGGGCUAUUAGAGUAGGUGCAAGUGCAGCAAGUGUGCAACAGGAAGCAACAGCUCGAAGAUGACAGCUCGAAGUAUGACGUGGACUAGCAGUUAUGAAUUAGUUAGGAAGGCGGUUAGUCGGUUAGUUGAUUAGCUAUAUAUAGGCCUUCCAUGGUUCAUUGUAAACACAACUUGAUAAAAUGUAGUCCAUAGUGAAAUUUCGGUUCUCUCCAUCUCUGUAAAUGUUCUCCAUCAAUGGCAGCAACAUCUUCUUUUCCCCUCUUGUUCUUCAUGUUUCAUCUCUGAUUUUCACCGUAAUCAAAAUUUGACACAACUCCCUCAAAUUCAACCCUAACGCAUCGGAUCCCUCAGUUCUAAUCCCCGUCGUGAAAAUGAUCCUCGCCUCACUCUUCGAGAACGGUCGGCCGAAGAUGGCCGUUAAGAUUUUCCAGUGGGUGGCGCGGCCCGAUUUUCCCGGAGGUGUGGCGGCGGACCUGGAACUCUACGCUGGUUUGGUUAAUGGAUUUUGCAGGAAUGGGAUGAUGUUGGACAGUCUCCGUGUUUUAAGAGUCGUGAUGGCAUGUGAAAAAUUGGUAAUUGGGGAUGAAAUUAGGGUUUGUGUUUACAGGGGUUUGUUGAGGGAGGCGAGGGUUAGGGAAGCUUUGGAGCUCAAUGCUGCAUUGGGGAGUUGUACUUCAGGGAGUGAUGGGGAUACUUGUGUUUCAGAGAAGGUUGUGCAUUUACUGGAGCGGAUUAUUUCAAAUUGGCUGGACUAGAAUUUAUGAUGCCGUGCAAGAGUUUAAGAUUGGCGACAGUUGGUUGGAGGAGUACAUCUCGUCUAACUACUUCCCGCUUCCAAAUUACUUGUGCUGCAAAGAAAGAAACAGUGGACAAAGUGUGUGAAAUAGUGAGGAAGCAGCUUGCACUGCCUGCUGACAAGGAAAUCACCCCUCAGACUACUUUUACAGAUCUUGGAGCUGACUCCCUUGACACUGUGGAAAUAGUAAUGGGGCUGGAAGAAGAGUUUGACAUUACAGUCCAAGAGGAUAACCAAGACAACAUAUCAUGCAUCCAGGAAGCUGCUGAUCUCAUUGAACAGCUUGUUGCCAACAAAUCUUGAUACCUUCAUUUUGUGGGAUUUUUUUUCUUUUGAGAUACAAUCUUUGAGAUUGGGAUUUGGCGAGGGAGGGGGAGAAAAAUAAUUCUAGUUUGAAUUUUGGUAUAUUCUAUGUUGUAGUAGUCCAGAUCCAUGAGGACAUGAAAGCUCCAUUCGAAUUUCUAAUAUAUCUACUAAUUUUGUGAAA
Molecule: messenger RNA, 2381 nt
Organism: Salvia splendens (bonfire salvia)
Lineage: Eukaryota; Viridiplantae; Streptophyta; Magnoliopsida; Lamiales; Lamiaceae
Product: acyl carrier protein 1, chloroplastic
Exons: 4
Coding region: 1859-2197 (112 amino acids)
Biological process (GO): fatty acid biosynthetic process
Molecular function (GO): phosphopantetheine binding; acyl carrier activity
Source: RefSeq, a predicted model, not a curated record